AUGGGCAUACCGAUGUUCCGCGAGCCAACCUCUAUCGAGGCAGCUAAAAACAAUCCCAUUAAAGACCCCUGUGCCGCUGCGCGCUCGGCAAUCCGUCGUCAGGCCACGAUUCGGCGUCCGUCGCGUUACAGUAGCUCCUCCGCUUUGCGCAGCGCAACGCUACGCCCCCCAUUCCCUCGCCCCUUGGCAGAUGAGAUCGAACGAGAAGCAAACGGGCUACAGCGUCAUGUGCGCUCUCCCAUUCCGAACACUGGCUCCGGCGAAGACCCAUUCGAUCUCACCAGUAGCCUUGCGGACACCAGCGCACGAGAGGCCGGUCAGCGCUUGCUUAACGAUGUCCUCCGACAUAGUCGCCCUGGUCAACGGCUGAGAAUACCGCGUAACACGACAGUGCCCGAUCUGCACCGUCGCUCAUCUCCCGGGGAUGACGGGACCAAUCGACAGGACCAAGAACCUCCCUCUUUCGCGCCGCGCUUUACCCCUGCAGGCGCACAACACUGGACUGUUCCCCCUCGAGUGUACCAGGACGUGAUUCGCUUGUCGCCAUUUCCUCGACCCGAUAGCCUAGGUGGGGAGGUAGGUUCGAAUGUUCCGUUACUACGGCGAGUUGGCCAACGAUCUAUUAACGAGGCAAGUCGUGCCAACCGUGAAUCAGUCGUCGAUGGCCUUGGGGACCGCCAAAGGAGCGUGAGCCCAGAUGACCAUGCGAAUGACGCGUGGGAAACGCUUCUAACUACCAUCACCCCCGACACCAACCUUCCAAGCGCGAAUUCGUCCUUCACGUCAGCAUCAGCGUCUGGAACGGAUGCGUCGAUGAAUGGAACUUCCAGGAGCUCGGCGACUUCGUUCGGGACUCAUCCGAGCUCUUUAGACUCGACCUCAGCAACUGUGCAAAUGGUCCUUGAACCUUACCCCGAGUUUCUCAACCCGUGUGACUACCCGAGUUCGACCGACUCUGAGUUGGAUUCCGAUGAAGAGGCUAGUCAGAAUUCGUUGUUCCGGAACUAUCGUCGCCGAGUGCGCCAGAUGGACAUGCUGAGACGCUCCCAAAACACUCAAUCCACCACGAGUAGCCAUCCUCCUAUCCCUACAAUAUCGCUCUCGUUUCCCGACACUUCGGCCGACCCAGAUCUUCACCAGAUGCAGGCCAUACUGGACCGACUUGCGCGUCGGGAAGAUAUCCCUGAUGACUGGUGGGCAGCCGCCGGGCUGGCUCGAACCAUUGGUCACAGGGUCGGUGCCAAUGAUGAGACUAGCAACACCGAUAGCGUUGACGGACCGUCGAGGUAA
Aspergillus tanneri is the source of this 1290-nucleotide messenger RNA. RefSeq lists its product as uncharacterized. The coding region runs from base 1 to 1290 and encodes 429 amino acids. The record is from RefSeq and is a predicted model, not a curated record. The transcript has 2 exons. Lineage: Eukaryota; Fungi; Ascomycota; Eurotiomycetes; Eurotiales; Aspergillaceae.